AAAGCGGGAUAGAAAGAAAAAAACUAAACUUGCGACUCCAGCGAGCAGACCCCGUAUCAUUUACCCCUCCGACAGGUGAUCGGUGCCCACGGAUUGGUUUCGCCUUGUCGGUGUGUUCCGCACACUUGAUUACCGUCUGUUCGACUCGAGCAAGUCAUGGCACCACAGCCCUCGAUGCUCGGUUCGGAGCGAAGCUUCACGGAUCUUUCCAAGGUGACGGAUCGCACCAGCUACUCCAUUCCCGAUGACGGGCGCGAGGUCACCAUACACACCGAACGCAGGAGGAAGAAGAGGGAGUCGCAGGAUGCCAACAGUGUGCUCAGCCAUGGAACCAACGCUUCGCUUCUGAUCGAGUACUUCGAGAGCGGCAAAGCUGCGUCCAGCUCCGGCUCCGCGCGCCAACCGAGUGUUAGGGUUAAGGUCACUCCUUCGGCUGCGCGGCGCCAUCGCGUCAAUCAAUCGGCGGACGGUGGCUCGGUCGAAAUAUCCGAGAUCGGUAGUGACAAGAACGGACGACGACCUACUCACGUCCACAGGAUACAGCUCUCGUCGCCGCACUCGGGACAGGACAGACUGACCCUAGGACAGACCGGCCGUUCGCGCUCCUACUCCGGCGACCACUCGACCCUGUCGUCCAUCACUUCCGGCGGAGACGAAUCUAAUGGCGGUCAAGCUCCGGUAAAUGUGACGUUCAUCCGCGAGCGCGGUGGCGAAGGCAGUCCGGGCUCUUUCAUGGACGCCGACUACAACGAGCGUCGACGGCGACGUCGAUCGCAAGCACGGAACAAUGGCGGCGAUUCAUACUUUGAGGAAAACCUGAAGGGCAGUACGAAGCAACGGAGUCGGAGUGUCAGUCGGGAGAGCAACAUCCUUCAGGAGCCUGGUUUGAGGGGUGGAACGCUCGGACGGAGGAGGAGUAGGAGUUUGAGCAAGGAACGUAUCGGAGUGUCACAGAGUCAGAGGGAGAGGAUAGAACAGGCGGUUAGGGAUGAGCUCAGUAAGGUGAAUGACCCCAAGUCGUCACGGAAAAACAGGAGCCAGAGCCGCACGAAAGGCUACGAUAACGACGGCCUCAAGCCUCCUCGCAACCGAAGCCGGAGCCGAAGCCCUAACAGGACCCCGGAAGAGAUUGCUGCUAGGGCCCGCCGCAAGACCGCUCAGAUAGAAGGCGACGAUCUCUCUACACUUUCCAGCAUUAGGUCCAGCGAUCCGGCAAUCAGGGGACUGAUUCGAGACACCAUCAAGGAAUUACUCUUGCCCGAAAUCGAGAAAGCCAAACAGCAGAAGGUGAUCGAGUUGCAACAUGCCGAAAGUGUAACACGCAGUCUCUCCAUCAAGGGUCCUGGAAGAGCCUCGAGCAUGCCUGAUGUGGCAGGGAAGCCGGUGGUUGUGCUGUCGCCAGUCGAGAGCAACGGAAUGGGAAUGGUGAUCGGUGGCGACAGGAAGGGGUCCACGGCCACAGAGGAUACUUUGAACCACCGAGCGCCCGGCUUCGGCCUGCCGCACUCGCCCCUUCAUUCCGAAUCUGGAGAGGGCGUGUCUUUGUUGGGUGCGAUGCCGCUCGGCGAUAACCAUGUCCAGAUGCCCGAUAUUCCAUUCCGGUCAGACACUCCUGGGACUUACGCCGAAACUCGGGCUUCGAUCCUCACCGCGAACACGGGGCUGCCUUACCCUGCCUACCCAGGCGGGAUGCCAAGCAGUGGAAUGACCCCACCCCCUGGUGCACCAAAAUCAGAGCUAUUUCCUGAGCUGAGCGAGCUGAACUUGGGCGGCUCAGAAAUUGGUGGCGCUUCGUCGCUCCUUUCGGAUCGCUCGGCUGCUGGGCAGACCUAUCUCACUACAGGAACCGGUAUCGGAGCCGCCCCUAGCAUCGCAAGCUUGAACCUCGAGACCGAAGUCGAUCACCACGAUGAUGACGUGAGUGUAAUUUCCUCGAGAGAUGGCGCGCAUACGACCGGUGGUCCCUCAGAGGUUUCACUGCAAGAUAUGAGCGUGGCGGCUACCUCAAUACUCGCAAAAGAGAGGAAAGAAAAAGGCCGACGAAGACGCAGCAGACGGGACAUUGACGAGUUGUCGGAAAUUCGUGAGGGCGACGAUGUCUCCCAAUCAUCGCAAGUCAAGGCGGUGAAUCUAUUUUUUGCCGAGCAACGCGAACGCCAACAGGAACAAGCGCUAUUAAACCCCGGCAGCUUCCAGGAUAUGAGUCUGGCUGUGCACCACGUUUCUACGGCAACGGGCAACAACUUUGAGGACAGGCGCCUUGAAAAAGAGGUGGACACCGGCCACCAGGUAUUUGAUCUCGGCGCCAACCCAUCCAUGCGCUCCACCCCAAACCUUGCACGUUCAGCUGUUGCUUCCGUACUUGAUCCUUCCAACGUCGGCUCAGCCCUUUCUUUCAACCGACCCAGCAGUCGACCACAAUUUGGGGCGAACGCAAUGCCCUCACCCGACGACCCGAUGCCGGAACUCGGUCAGCAUUUACUCGAUGACGACAACGACGAAAUCAGCACAAAUCCUUCAAUAAUUCAGGGGCCGAUCGGACACCACACUACAAGCUGGGAGAUGGCUGCCAACGAUUUCGGCGUCGGCGCCGACCGGGGCUUGAACGUCAAUAUGGAUGGCCACAGCCCCGUGUCGAACUCGCGUUUCGCCAGCCCUCAUAUGGGUAAAGACGAAGGGUAUAUCUCGGCAGCGAAUCCAAUUGGCUCGCCCGGAACUGCGACGCCUAUCCAUGGCAUGCGUGGCGAUACCGGUAUGGGGGUCAUCGACGAUAUGCUUGAGUCAGAGUUCUAUCACAGCCACCCUCGCAACAGAAUCGGGAGUGGAAAUUCUCACGGCAUGCCGUCACCGCUUUACGAUAGCUCGACAGGACGAGGUCUCGACAGAAUCGAGUCGAAGGAUAUUGUCGCUUUGAUGGAACACCUCACCGUCCGCGACGCCCAACGAAAUGCCCGCGACACGGAGAUCUUGGUUACAUUGGUACGGAGCGCGGCGGAGAUGCGUAACUCCUUCGAGGACAUGAAGAAAGCCCUAGCGGAUCAACGACAAGGCAUCGUCAGUGACGUCGACCACAACACCGAGCGCAGCGUGCAGAAGCUUCUCCAGGGUCCCCGACCGCUGCCUCCGGCUACUCCUCGUCGACCGCGCUACUCCAAGUCCGAUGAAGAUGUAGAGGACGAAGGUCGCAAGAGGGCCAGUGUGUUUAAGAGAGCUCUGAAGGGGCUAAGCAUGGGAAGCUCGAAGGAUUUGGAGAGGAUCGAGGAAAUGCUUUGCAAACUUCUCGGAGAAGUUGAGGGCCUUAAGGACGGGCAGCAGUUUUACCAGCAGAGCCAAGUGCAGAGCCAGAGCAUGGGCACCAUCGAUCAAAUGCGCAUGGUCCACGACACGAACGAGGUGGCCGCUCAAGCAGCCGUUAACUCGGUCGGAAAUUCUGGCUACCAUAGCGCGGGUCCAUCUCGGCAGCCUAGUGGAAAACUCCUAGACCAGCAUCAAGGUGCCCGCAUCUCGCCAAUUCAAGAAGACGCUAUUAUUCUGCCAAGAGAGAACCGAGCCGACUCUCUGCCUCUGGAUAGCCCCACGCAUCCCAAGAUGCCGGCUGCCAGUGCUAGUCUUGGAAACACCCCUCCAAAGUCAUCCGAGAAGCCUAAGCGGGAGUCGGGAUCUUCUUCGCUCUUCCCGAGACUGUCUCGUUGGUCAGAGACCACGACGUCCACGGGCUUGGCCAAGAUGUUUAAGGGCAAGAACAACCAAGAUGGCUCGGAUGCAUCGCGGUCACAGCCAGACUUCAACUUUUGGGAGACGGAUGCGGCAAAGGGUCAGGGAGUUCAGAACCAUCAGUCGCCUUUUGACUCUGAUGGUCAACGGACGGAGAGGGAGAUUGGGUCACCGUUGGUGCCCCCUUCAUCACGCGGUACCGAUGCUCCGAUUAAUCAGUCGAACAGAAUCUCGCUCGACAUCCAGCACCCCCGGCCUCGUGUGACUUACAACCAUCAGUUGGAGCAGCAGGCACAGCAGCUUACUGCUGAGGGUGGCGGGUACCUCCCGGGCACCCCCCAGAAUGCAUCCGUGUCGAGCCUCGGCACCUUCCCGCCGCUUGGCCCAGGUGGUUUCCAGAACGGCAAGUUGCUCUCGCCCCUGGCCCAGGAUGCGUACGCCCAGCACCAGGCCCAGAUGAACGCAAGCAAUGCUCCUCCCCGGCCACUCAAGGUCACUGAGGAUGAGAGCCAUGAUGGUGACAGCAGCACAACUCGGAGACGCAAGAAGCACAGGGAGUUGGAUGAGAACGGCAACAAGAUCAGGAAGCCGAAGAAGGAGAGGUCCGAGGAAGAACAGAAGAGACGUAAGGAGAGAAAGGAGCAAAAGAAGAAGUCAAGAGAGUUCCUCGACGGAACCGACGGACCCUCCAUCUCAGGACGAACCCCCUCGACGGCCUCCAGAUUGACGGGGCCUCGACCUCUCUCCAGUGCUAGCAACAAGGAGAACUCGAAACGUCGUGGAAAUCACAUUUCGCAGACGUCGAAUGGUGCGUACACACCUCCUACGCCCGGAACUUGGUUCGGUAGCAACGAACGACGCUGA
Tricharina praecox is the source of this 4578-nucleotide messenger RNA. RefSeq lists its product as uncharacterized. The record is from RefSeq and is a predicted model, not a curated record. Lineage: Eukaryota; Fungi; Ascomycota; Pezizomycetes; Pezizales; Pyronemataceae. The transcript has 5 exons. The coding region runs from base 157 to 4578 and encodes 1473 amino acids.